Molecule: messenger RNA, 990 nt
Organism: Trypanosoma brucei brucei TREU927
Lineage: Eukaryota; Euglenozoa; Kinetoplastea; Trypanosomatida; Trypanosomatidae
Exons: 1
Coding region: 1-990 (329 amino acids)
Biological process (GO): intracellular protein transport; SNARE complex disassembly
Cellular component (GO): vacuolar membrane; SNARE complex
Molecular function (GO): syntaxin binding; soluble NSF attachment protein activity
Source: RefSeq, a predicted model, not a curated record
AUGACAUCGGAGGAAGCCGUAGAAUGCACAGACGCGCUGGAACUUGUCCGCUGUCCUUCCAGCAACGCACGUGUGGUACCCAACAGAUUUGAUGAGGAAUAUAUUCGGGGGCGCCUGCAGGAGGCAGAAAAGAUAUUUGAAAAAGCUAAAACGGAUGUGUCGCGGGGGCUUUCGAAAUGCGAGGAUUGGUUGGGUGCCUGUGAAGCUUUCAAUGAGGCGGGUGGACUCUUCGCAAGUUGUGGUCACCCCGCUGAAGCGGCACGUGCCUUCUUUCACGCGAGUAUCAUCACGCGGGCUUUCAAAGACGAGGAAGAAACAACCACUGCCCUCUCACUGGCUGUGGAGAACAUGCAGUUGGUGGAACCUCUUCUGGCUGUGAACUUAAUGCAAAAGAUUUCCGAGACUCUAAAGAAAGGGGGAUUCUUCUUUCAAGCCGCCCGCUGCAAGCGUGAUUCGGCACUUCUACUGGAGGAUCGCCUUGGUGAACCCGAACGGGCGAUUGAGUUGUACAGGGAAGCCAUUGAACUUUACGGCAACAGGAGUUUUAUGUCCUCCUUUAGCCGUGGCUGCAUGGAGCGCAUCACCACCUUGACGGUAGAGCUAAAGAAAUACACGGAGGCAUCCAAACUGUUCGUUGAAGAAACGGCAUAUGCCCCGCGUGGUCGGCCAAAGACUCGACAAUUCUUCCUUUCACUCUUAUGUAUGUUGGCUGAAGGAUUUGGUGACAAUGACCGUUACUUUGACUCCCUAUACUACGCACGUAAGCGGUUUCAUGCUCUACAGGAGGAGGAACGGGAUUUUCAGCACGGGAAGGAAAACAGACUGGUCCGUAAAAUCAUUGAAGCAAAUGACAACGGCUCCUUGACAGCUUUUGACACGGCGGUAUAUGAAUACCGUUCCUCUUCCACGUAUGUACCGGAUGCGGUGUUUGAGAAUCUUAUUGAAAGAUGCCGCAAAAACUUGUAUGAGCAUUUGGAGCAAUACAUUUAA